This is a messenger RNA of Thalassophryne amazonica, 1464 nucleotides long. It is a transcript of the gene supt3h, whose product is annotated as SPT3 homolog, SAGA and STAGA complex component. Bases 129 to 1187 code for a protein of 352 amino acids. Gene Ontology annotation, biological process: transcription by RNA polymerase II. The record is from RefSeq and is a predicted model, not a curated record. NCBI's taxonomy places the organism in Eukaryota, Metazoa, Chordata, Actinopteri, Batrachoidiformes, Batrachoididae. Gene Ontology annotation, molecular function: protein heterodimerization activity; transcription coactivator activity. The transcript is spliced from 12 exons.
UUCCGCUCCUUGUUUAAGUCUUUUCUUUUUCUGUCGUCUGCUUUGUGUUUUGUUGACCGCAGUGUUUGAAUAGGAGGCAGCUGCCGUGUAUUAUUAUUCAGAUUUACUGCCGGAGGAAGUUAGUUGGUAUGAGUAGCCCUAUGGCAAGCUCCGCCUCCUCCAGUUCUAAAGACCGUGCUGGUUCCAGGACCAGCUUCAUCCCGGAGCUUCAGAGCAUGAUGUUCGCUCUGGGAGACGCUCGCAGGCCUCUGCACGAGACGGCUGCUCUGGUGGAGGACAUCGUACACACACAGCUCAUGAUGAUGCUGCACCAGGCCUGUGAGGGGGCGGUUCUGCGUGGGUCAAGGGUCAUUUCAGCUGAGGACAUCCUGUUCCUGAUGAGGAGGGACAAGAGGAAGCUGUCAAGGUUACUGAAAUAUCUCCAGUUCAGAGAUUAUAAAUCAAAACUCCUGAAAAAUCUGGAGGAUGAAGACGCGCUGCAGGAAACAGACAGGUGGGGGGGUGUUGCCAUCGGUAACCAGCGGAAGCAGCGAUUGGCCCAGGACUUCCUAGUGUGGAUGGAUCAGACUGGGGAGCUUCUGUCAUUGUCUGACAGACAAGAAGUAGACCCUGUCAAGCAGGAGCGGAUGGAGCGUUUGGAGCGUCACACCCGAGCGAUGGACCAGGCUCAGUACUCCGAGUUCUGUGAAAGCCGACAACUCAGCUUCGCUAAAAAAGCUUCAAAGUUUCGGGACUGGCUGGACUGCAGCAGCCUGGAGCUGAAACCAAACACCAUCGCCAUGGAGAUCCUAUCCUACCUGGCCUAUGAGACUGUUGCUCAGAUUGUGGAUUUGUCUCUGCUGGUAAAACAGGAAAUGACAUCAAAGGCCGGCCCCAUCAGUCAUGUGAUCUCUGCCAGCUACAUCCACUACAGCACACACGCUGAGGUAAAGAAAGAUCCAGAUUCUCCUGAGGCCACGCCCCCCUCUACUCCGUGCUCCUCCCAUGCUUCUAAACCUGUCUUACAAGGCAACGGCAGCCUGGACAGCAGAGCGAGACAAAGGAAACGGAAAAAGAGCUGUCCGGCUGCAGCAGAGCCGCCCAGCGGAGCCAUCCAGCCGUGCCACAUCCGAGAGGCCAUCAGACGAUACAACUACAGACACACAAGUGCGUACUGGAAGAGCGGGAUGAGCUUCCUUGCCUGCUGAGAAUACGGCACACUGUCACAGCGUAGAAACCAGCCAGUUCUGGAUCUCCUUCCACAAAAAUUACAAGAUGUUCAGAAAAGUACUAGAAACUGAGUUUAGUUUUUGAGUCGUCACAAAAUGUAAACCCACUCAGUUUCUAUCUUCAGCGGAAAGUUCAGCCUUAUUCCUCCUCUUACGUUUUUUUUUUUUAUAACCAACUCACACAAAGCUUUUUAAUAUAAAUUACCAUAUUUACAACUCAAGUCUUAGAUCAUUUUUGUGAACCUGUUCAUUUUGA